Messenger RNA from Oryzias melastigma (Indian medaka), 4264 nucleotides. Its product is annotated as seizure protein 6 homolog. Gene Ontology annotation, cellular component: neuronal cell body; endoplasmic reticulum; dendritic spine. The record is from RefSeq and is a predicted model, not a curated record. The transcript is spliced from 18 exons. NCBI's taxonomy places the organism in Eukaryota, Metazoa, Chordata, Actinopteri, Beloniformes, Adrianichthyidae. Gene Ontology annotation, biological process: synapse maturation; regulation of dendrite development. Bases 276 to 3329 code for a protein of 1017 amino acids.
UGUCCGCGGUGCUGAAGCCUCUCCUCGUGCCGUCAGCUCACACAGCCAGCAAUCCGCUUACCGAGCGUUCACAUUAAAAAGGCACCUCCGCGUUUCACUUGAUCAUCCUCGACUCUCUUCUCUCUGAGAAUUACUGAUUCAGCAACCCGCGGGCAUCUGGUUCAGAUUUUUGCAGAAAAUCCUCGCCUUGCUUUUUAAAUAUUUCCGCGUGCCUCCAGCUGGAAGUAUUAUUCUUUUUUUGAACACACGGACGGUCUGUUGCAGCGCUGGUAGAGAUGUGCACGAGACCUUCCUGCCAGUUCCAGACUCUCCUCGCGGUGUUGGUGUUUUCCGCCGCCGUCGCCGACACGCACGGCCAAGAUCCAAGAGAAAGCACUGGAAUCAGAAAGAGGACACUGGAGUCAAACAGAGACGUCUUCACGCACGUGUCGACUCUGGAUACGGAGAGGGAGGUCCAUUCCUUCACCACUGCUUCACCCGUGAACGUCCCCAACCACCAUCCUGUCCUCAAGGGGUUGUUGCUCAACAAACAUCUGCUCACAAGGAACUUCCAAGGGGACCAGCACUUUUUCAGGAAGGAUGGCUCUGUAGCUAUGUAUCCCACAAUGCCAGGGUCUGUCUCUGCUCCAGACUCUGGGCACGAUCCCACGCAAAUCGUGCCCCACGAGGACGCACCAGCCUUCUCCGACAUUGCUUCGACUGCUACUGCGGCCGCCACCUCCUCCUCGCUGACCACCUUUUCUGCCACGACAUCACCGCCGCUUGUGUCUUUCCCUCAAAAGAAACCAGGCAAGGAGAAGAUCAAGGGGUUGGACAAAGUGGAGCUAACAACACAUUCCCUCACUACUCAAGUCAUGCUGCAUAGCGAAGCCUCGGGCGGCAAAAACAACCCUGCAGACGGAAUGCAUUUUCCUGUCGCUGCCACCAUUUCUCCCGUUUCAACUAGCGUUGAGAAAGGGGAGGUGGACAAAACAGGACUGAAGAACAAAACAAACCCUGAUCGCCCACUCCCAAAACCAAUUUCAUCCUCUCAAGAAGGAGCUGGUACCCCUACGGCAUCCACAACUGUUAUCACAACGACCACCAUCACCACAAUGCAAACAUCAGAGCCAUGCAGCAUGAAUUUCACUGACCCUGAGGGUAACAUCGAAAUCCUACAGCAACUUGACUCUGGCGUGGAGUGCAACUACUUGAUUACAGUCUACCUUGGAUAUGGCAUUGAGGUUCAGGUCCUGAAUGUGAGCGUGUUGGAGGGAGAGCAGGUGACUGUGGAGGACACAGGGGGUCAAGAACCUUUCAUCCUCGCCAAUGAGUCGGUCCUAAUCAGGGGCCUCGUUCUGCGCAGCUGGAGCAACCAGAUCUCCAUCCGUCUCCGUAGCGACCAACGGCUCAACUCAGGAUUCCUCCUGCUUCAUUAUCAAGCUUUUGUCCUCAGCUGUGCAUUUCCCAAAGAGCCUUCUGGGGGAGAAGUUUCUGUGACACACCUCCAUGCUGGUGGAGAAGCUUACUUCACAUGUCUGACUGGAUACAAGCUGCAAGGUCCCAAAACGCUAACCUGUCGCAACGCAACCACACCCUACUGGAGUGGGAAAGAGCCCAUAUGUGUGGCUUCCUGUGGGGGAAUGAUAAAAAAUGCCACUUAUGGUCGCAUCGUCUCUCCUGGUUUCCCCGGCAACUACAGCAACAAUCUGACCUGCCACUGGGUUUUGGAGGCUCCUGAAGGGCAUCGGCUUCACAUUCACUUUGAGAAAGUUGCUCUGGCAGAAGAUGAUGACAGAUUGUUAAUUAAAAAUGGCAACAACAUCGACUCUCCUCCAAUAUAUGACUCCUUUGAGGUGGAAUAUUUGCCCAAUGAAGGGGUUCUCAGUACAGGACGUUACCUCUUUGUCGAGUUCACCACAGACGGAUCCAUGACUUCCACUGGAGCAGCCAUCCGAUAUGAAGCUUUUGCGAAAGGCAUGUGCUACGAGCCCUUCGUGAAGUACGGCAACUUCAGCAGCAGCGACUCCAGCUACGGUUUGGGAGUGGUGGUUGAAUUCUCAUGCGACCCCGGCUACACGCUCGAGCAGGGAUCUGUAGUGAUCGAGUGCGUGGACACUGAAAACCCGCAGUGGAAUGAGACAGAACCAGCCUGCAGGGCUGUGUGCAGCGGGGAAAUCACAGACUCGGCUGGUGUGGUGUUGUCUCCUAAUUGGCCCGAGGCCUAUGACAAGGGGCAGGACUGCAUCUGGGGUGUCCAUGUGGAAGAGGACAAAAGGAUCAUGCUUGACAUCCAAGUACUCAAUUUGGGUAAGAACGACCAGCUGACCUUCUACGACGGCGAUGAUCUGACAGCCAACAUCCUGGGCCAGUACAGCGGAACGCGGCCGCACUUCAAGCUCUACACGUCGAUGGCGGACGUCACUAUUCAGUUUCAGUCAGACCCCGCCACCAACAUCUACGGAUACAACAAUGGCUUUGUCGUUCACUUCUUUGAGGUGCCAAGGAAUGACACAUGUCCAGAACUGCCAGAGAUCCCCAAUGGCUGGAAGAGUACGUCCCACCCAGACCUGAUCCACGGCACCGUUGUCACCUACCAGUGUUACCCCGGCUUCACUCUGACAGGCUCCGAGAUCCUCAUGUGCCAGUGGGAUCUCACCUGGAGCGGGGACGUGCCAAGAUGUGAAGAAGUUUUGACAUGUAAGGAUCCUGGAAACGUGGAGCACAGUCGUAAAGUGAUCACUGGCAGCCGCUUUGCUGUUGGCUCAACCCUGCAGUUCAUCUGCAACAAAGGCUACGUCCUGUCCGGCUCCAGCCUUCUCACCUGCUACAACAGAGAUUCGGCCGUGCCCAAAUGGAGCGACAGGCUGCCCAAGUGUGUCCCUGAGAAGUACGAGCCCUGCAGGAACCCUGGCGCUGCGUCUACAAGUGUGCAAAAACCUGAAAAGGCCUUUUACCAAGCAGGAGAGACUCUGUCCUACUCCUGCCCCGCUGGCUUUGAGCUGCAGGGAGGGGGCAACAUCUACUGCGUCCCUGGACACCCGUCACAGUGGAAUAACACACCUCCCUCCUGCAAAGCAUCUUCAGCACAAUACCUGAAUGAGCGCAGACUUGACGCUGUUAAUAUGGAUUACGCUAUGGAGGGAACCAAUAUAACCCUUGCAGUUUUAAUUCCAACGGCAAUCAUCCUGGUGAUUGUUAUUGGGAUUUAUAUCUACUUUGCAAAGCUCCAAGGAAAGUCUUUCAGAAUGCAAACAUCCUCCCCGCCGUACGACAACAUGACAGAGGAGUCAGCGUUUGACAACCCUAUAUACGAGAGCGGACACUGGCAAACCCGUUGUAGAUAUUAAAGCAGUAUUUCUGCUAUGGUGCCACUGCAGUACAAAUAUAAGGAGAAAUGAAAAAGAUUAUGAGGUGUCCAUUUAAAGCCCUUAAAAACAAGACUUGCUCAAGCUUUGCCUUUUGGAACCCUCUCUGCACUUCUCAACAUUAUUUUCUCCAUCUCCUAUUGUUAGUUAAUUUAAUUUUCUCCUCCGUUUGUAUUUGUGUAAAUAUCUCUUUCUUUCCACGGUCAAAUCUGUGAAUCUGUGCAACACCGUGGUGAUAUUUUUAUAAAGUCACAUGCUGAUGACUAUUGGUGAUUGUAUGUUUUUGAAUACAUCUUGAUGGCUGAAGCCAGGAGGAUGUGAAGACUGAGGGAAGGGAUCUGAGGGAAAUGCUGUUUGAAUUUUUCAACCUCCCAUCAUCCUUUGGAGAAAUUGGUUUGUUUGUUUGUUUUCUCUGCGUGCGUAUGGGACUGCUAUUUGUAAAUAAACUGCCUGUCCAAUAUGAGUGCCUCACGACUGACUAUAAACGGAGAAAUCACGUGUGAAAAUGUUUCUAACUUAUUGCUUUGUCAUUUUUAGAUUUUAGGCUGUACCAUUGUUAUGCUCCCUCCAUCAUUUAUUGUCUUUACCUCAUAAAUGUUUUCCCACCAGCUGAUGUGUGGCUCCAUAUGACCUCACUUUUUUAUUUUAUUUUAUUUUUUAUUUUGCUUAGGACAUAAUAAUUAUGAAUAUCAUGUCACACUAUAAAGCCUGCUUCGACGUUUUAUUUAUACCUUCAUUUGUUCCAGAUUGUGGUUGUGCAUCAUUAGGAGAUCCAGAAAUAAGUCCCGAGUUCCCCGAGGAUCAGCUGACAGGAUUUAAUAUACUGAUGUGGGUUGUUGAAUCAAGCAUCAGCAUAACUAUGUUACGAGACUAUUUUAAUCAUGCAGUGUGUAAAAUAAAUACAUACAAAACCAGCA